AUGGAUUAUUUCACUAAAUGGGUAGAAGCACAAGGUUUUGUUAAGAUUAAUACACAUGUUAUGAUAAAUUUCCUAGAAGAAAAAAUCUUCACAAGAUUUGGGAUUCUAGAAACCAUAACCUUUGAUCAGGCUACAAUGUUUAGACACCCUGAUUUAUUGGAUUAUCUUACCCUAUUUGGGAUCACUAAGUUGCAUUCAACAACUUACUAUGCACAAGAUAAUGGUCAAGCUGAGGCUACUAACAAGAUCAUAGUAAAAGUAAUCUCAAAAAUGGUGGAUAAUAAUCCUAGAAAGUGGGAUGAAUUGUUGCUAUAUGCUCUAUGGGCCUACAGGACCUCUAAAAGAGAAGCAACCAGAGUUACUCCUUUCAACUUAGUUUAUGGACAUACUCCAGUAAUCCCUGCUAAGAUAAAUAUAAGGUCUUCCCGAGUAGCCUGA
Messenger RNA from Beta vulgaris subsp. vulgaris (sugar beet), 438 nucleotides. RefSeq lists its product as uncharacterized. Gene Ontology annotation, biological process: DNA integration. The transcript has a single exon. NCBI's taxonomy places the organism in Eukaryota, Viridiplantae, Streptophyta, Magnoliopsida, Caryophyllales, Amaranthaceae. The coding region runs from base 1 to 438 and encodes 145 amino acids. The record is from RefSeq and is a predicted model, not a curated record. Gene Ontology annotation, molecular function: nucleic acid binding.